Platichthys flesus (European flounder) is the source of this 5358-nucleotide messenger RNA. Its product is annotated as disintegrin and metalloproteinase domain-containing protein 10. Lineage: Eukaryota; Metazoa; Chordata; Actinopteri; Pleuronectiformes; Pleuronectidae. Gene Ontology annotation, molecular function: metalloendopeptidase activity. The transcript has 15 exons. Gene Ontology annotation, cellular component: plasma membrane. The coding region runs from base 2687 to 4735 and encodes 682 amino acids. Gene Ontology annotation, biological process: membrane protein ectodomain proteolysis; Notch signaling pathway. The record is from RefSeq and is a predicted model, not a curated record.
GGCUGUAAAACACUGACCUGUAGGAGUGAGUCAGUGGUGUAGUAUAUGGAUUCUGUCUGCAGCAGCCUGAGCGUGAAACAUAUUUUAGGUUUAUAGAGAUGGACUUGAUCCAAAGAAGACAUGAUUAAAGCUGUCACACAGGGUGAUGGGAUGUUAUCUCAUCAACUUAAAGACAGUCAGGUCAUACACAUCAGAGAUCAGGGCCUGGAUCCCUUCAAACCAGAUAGGAUCAGAAUGCAUAGGCUUAGGUUUCAAAACUUCAAAGAAAAUCUGCACAUCUUUUAAUGCAGCAUGAUGCGGACUGGAGGAAGAUUAGCAGCACUUUGUGGAAGCUAAUGAAGAUCCACAAAUAAAGAAUAUAUUUUUGUCUGGUGUGUUCUGGGGGAUUUACAUUUUUUCAUCGUAGUUGUACAAGUUCUUUAGUUCUUGAGUAAUGUUUUGUAGAAUAUAACUGGAUAGCUACUUUGAUACAUUUAUCCGGAGAGGGUGUUUGUGAGAACCUGUUGCUGUGGAAAAUAUCAGAGUGAGCCGCUGGGAGAAUACAGAGGGAAAAUGUCGGGAAGGAUCACCAUGAGUGAGUUGUUGUGUUGAUGAUGCUUAACACCCGACAGAAAGAUAAACAUAAAAAACAUAUGCUUCAGGAUGAGAAAGUGUUGCUAUACACACAGAAGAAGAUGUCAGCCUGGAAAGACGAUUUCGGUGUUAAGGGCCGUUGCCACUGUCGAUGUGUUGCAAACAAAAACAUGAAUUCCAGGGAGCAUGCUCUGGAGAAGGUCUGGACCCAAUUGUGCGGACAUUCUCUGGAGUUCAGAUCUGAAAACGGCUUGAGUCCUAAACUAGCAGCUCUGUCUGACGUCCAGAAAAUAACUGUGUCAACACCAGAACAAUCAUUUACAGACAUAAAUCAUUUACAAGCUAAAAUGUACUCGUUUGGUGGUUGCCAACCCCUGCUCUUUACUCUGUAAGAAUCAGAAUGAUCAUGCUUUGGCAAUUCAUCUGAGCUAUUUAUGAUUUUGAUGAUUUUGCAGGAGAAGCAGAUUUGGUUCAGAUCUGAUUAACUGGGCCUCUGUGGCAUUAAGUAUUUGCUGUUAGAAAAGCUUCAACGUGUCUCCAAUGUUAAUAUCUGUAACCUAUAUCAUGGACGGCUGAACUGUUACAUUAUCCCAUGAGGGAAACAUACAAUUCUUAGCUGCUGUCUGCUUCUUAUACAGCAGAGGUUGUUUCACAGUGAAAUUGAGACACAUUUAUAAAGAUAAAGAGAGAUAUUUUAAUAUGUUGUAUAUCAUUUCCAAUAUAGCAAACUCAAACUUUCAGUUUUUUUAGCCUUACAGAGCUGUCUAUUUUUAAGGUGGCUAUUAACCUUUGUUUUGAUUCAACUCAUUUAUGUGUCACAUAGCGUAAAGUCACAUUUCCUCUUCACAUGUAAUUGUUCCUCAAAAUGACCUAAAACUGUCCCACUUUGUUUAGAAACACCUCUGACCCAGUGACACACAUCGCUUCCUCCUCAUGUUUGGGACCGUUUCAGACUUUCUCCACCACACAAGGAUCUAUAAUAAGACGUGUGGGAGGCCUGUUCAUAUGUCAGGACUCAGAAAGUUCACAGUUUGACAUUAAUCAUUAUUUAUGACGUCUGAAUACAAUUUUCUUUGUUGGCUCUUGUAGCACUUUGACUCAGAAGAUGUGCUAACUGUAUCCGCCUGGUUACUUUGGUAGGGACCGUGAGGAUAAUGAUAUCAUUUCAAUACAGCCUUGGACAGAUUUUCGUGGUAUCCAGAUUAUCCAUCAUUACGAUUUAAGUUACCAUUAGUGGUCAAAAUUUCACUUAACACACAAUAUAAGAGUCUUUUAUUCAUCUCUACUUUUGUUUAUGUCUAUAUUGAUAGAGAUAAUUAAUCAGUUGAUGCAUAAAAAUUGAUCAGCCACAGCUAUUUAGUUGCUAACAUUCUUAACUGAGUUCAUGUUCAUGCUAAACAUCAGUUUGCAUCGUCAUUGUGACCCGUUCGCAUGAAGACAUACAUAUUUUUAGCUCAGCAGUCUUAAUGAAUUUAAUGUAAAUAUUGAUGUGUUGUUUAACUGAUUCGAACAAAUGUCAUCAUGACGACUUUAACUGAGCCUCGAUAGAGUGACACAAGUUAUUCCUCUUGUUUCUGGAAGCACUGGAACAAAUGCUUGUAUUACAGCGAUCGUAAUUGUUUGGAUUGGUUGAAUAUGGCAAUAUAUUUAUAGAUAUGGACCUUUGUGUCUGCAAUAAAGUUAAAUUGAAAUUGAAAUUAAUCGAAAUUAAUUGUCUGCCAUAUUUUACUUUUGUGAAACAUGCAAAUGGAGGUUCAACACUGUAAAUUAGAUUCCUAUAUUCACAGUAGCAGCAGAGCUAAUAACACCUUAUUACCCUAUCAUUUUUAUCUUCAUCACAAUAUUAUUUAAUUCAGUUAUCUUCCCACAACUCUCAACAUUCAAACCCCUCCUUUAACUCAUCAUAACCUGCAAGCAAAACAAGUCUGAAUAUGCCUCUUCACCGUGUCAGUGUUCAUAGCUCCACUCCAGGUUCUGGCUUGAGCUUCCCAGUCAGUCACAUUCCAGUGUGUGACUGCAGGUACGAGGCUGAUGAAGAGUGAGGUAAAGAACAAAGGGAUGAAGAAGGGAGAGAAAAGUGUCGAGAGGAGGAAAGCAACCCACCAAUGAGGAGAUGAUGGGGGUUCAACACUACUGGCUGCUGUUGCUGGUGCUUGAUUGCAGUGAGUGGAUUACAGGUGCUGGGGGUGACAUCAGUCCAUAUAUAAAGCAUUAUGAGGGGUUGUCAUAUGACAGAGAGGAUCUUCACAGGAUGCACUUGAGAAGCAGGAGAGACACACAACCUCAGGAAUACACACUGCAGCUGGAUUUGACUGCUUUUCACAGAACUUUCCGUCUGCGUUUGAAACGGAGUGCAGCAGCCUUUUCCCGGAAUUUCAUGGUCAUCAGUGAAAAUGGUUACACAUCUGCUGACCUCUCCCACUUAUACUCAGGAGAACUGGAAGGGGAACAUGGCUCAGUCUGCCAUGGCUCUGUGUUACAGGGUCAAUUUGAGGGAGCCAUCCACACAGACAACGGGACUUAUCACAUAGAGCCUGUCCACAGAUACACCAGCAACCAAACAGAUCACCACUCCAUAAUCUACCAUGAGGAUGACAUGGUCCUGCCACUCACAACGACCGGCUCUGGUGGAAUCUGUGGAGCAGAUCGUCUGAACGUCCUCGCCAGAAGCCUCAGACCCGAUGAGGAGGCGCCAGCGAGACGGUCUAGGAGGACAUUGGAUGAGUCAAAGACCAGCUGCCUGCUUCACCUCCAUGCCGACCACUUCUACUACUCGAAGUUCAAGUCUGUUGAAGCUGUCGUGGCUCAGGUGGCCUCCUACAUGCAGGCUGUGAACGACGUCUUCGACAAGGUGAACUUCGAUGGAUUCAACCUGAUCAACUUCAAAGUGAAAUCUCUCAGUGUGAUCACAGAGGAGGAUGAGAGCAGUCCUCUAAGCCCUAAGUUCAUUGGGCCUGAGAAGCUGCUGAGUCUUUACUCUGAGAGGAACUGGGGGAACUUCUGUCUGUCGUUCCUGCUCACUGACAGAGACUACAGCGGAGUGCUGGGACUCGCCUGGGAGGGCAGGGCCGGUAACUGGGGAGGAAUAUGUUCAAAACACACCAGGCUGCGUAACGGAGGGAUGUCCACCCUGAACACAGGACUGGUCACAGUUCAGAACUACGGACAGUUCCUGCCCCCUCGACUCGUCCAGCUGACCCUCGCUCAUGAACUCGGCCACAGCCUGGGAUCUCCGCACGAUGAGGGCACUAACUGCGGGGACCUUGGCUCCAGCGGGGGUAAGGGCAGGUACCUGAUGUUCCCUCACGCCACCGACGACGUGCGUGAGAACAACGACAAAUUCUCCCACUGUAGCAUCAGACACAUCAGCAAGAUCCUCAAGCUGAAGAAGGACGACUGCUUUGUGGUCAGUGAUCAGCCCAUCUGUGGAAACCAGAUUGUGGAGGAGGGUGAGGAGUGUGAUGUCGGUCACAACCACACGGACCUCUGCUGCUACAGUGCUAAAGAGCAGACGGGAGUCCAGUGUCGCCUUAAGCCCGGUAAAGUCUGCAGUCCGAGUCAGGGCCUGUGCUGUGCUCAGGACUGUGGUUUUAAGCCGGCCGGUCAGACCUGUGACGAGGAGACGGACUGUCUGAGAGAGAGCGAGUGUUCAGGUCUCUCCCCGCUCUGCCCCGAACCAUUAGCCAAGGAGAACCUCACCGUCUGCAGCAAUGACACGCGCGUCUGCAUGAAAGGGGUGUGUGCCGAGUCUGUGUGUGUGAAGCACAGCCUGCAGCAGUGUGACUGUCCUGGAGACUCCAUGAGAGAGAAAUGCCACAUGUGCUGCCAGCAGCCCGAUAAGCCAGAGACAUGUGCCAGCACCACCUCCUCCGUGCUGUCUCGUCACUUCCAGACAAGAUCGCUGCCACUGGUUGAUGGCGCUCCGUGCUCUGGAAACCAGGGAUACUGCGAUAGGCUACACGUGUGUCGCCUGCUGGAUGCCGAUGGCCCCAUCGCAAGACUGAAAAACUCCUUUCUCCAUUUUGAUGACUUCGAUGACAUCGGAGAGUGGAUGAAGGCUCAUUGGUGGGCCAUCCUGCUGGCUAUCCUGACUCUGUCCGGAGUGAUGGGCUGCACCGUCUGCCUCUGCGGCCGCCCCCUCGACACCAGCGACCCGGAGUAACCUCUGACUGUUGAUCUCUCUCACCUCUGGGGAGACGACUAUUCUCAGGAUGACGCACAAAGUCACUUAGUUUCGUUCAUAAGGGAUUUUAAAUGGUCAAGGCCACAUUGAGCAGAUUCCUUUUUUCAACUUUGUUCCAUAUCUGCAAGAGUGAGCGCCGUGCGAGUGACUUGUGAACGCCCCUCGCUCUGUUUGGUUAACUCUUUUUCAACUUCAUUAUGCAUCAGACAGUUCGUUUCCUUGUGUGACUUUGUCCCCAUUUAAACAUUCUACCGUGCCAUCCAUGUGUUGUGGAAAACGUUACUGUAGCUGUGGAACAGUCGGGCAUUAGAGGGAAAACAUACCCCACCAGUUCACCUACAGUCAUUUAAAGCCAAGUGUCCUGACAACGACUUGUGGAACUCGUUUUAGCUUGCUAUGUCCUUGCGGCUUUGUGUGAACUUGACUGCUAAUUUCAGCCUCGAUAAACAUCCAGCUGUCUGUCGCAGAUAUUUUUAAUGCGGUCACAGGACGAUAAGAUUACAAGUUGGUGGCUCUCUACUGUACUGACAUUUACAUUGUGUGUUUGAAUAUGGAAAAUGCCCUGAUGAGGUAAUAAAGCAACACUGUGUUUAUCAUCUUAA